AUGCCUCCUCGACUAUUACCACGGCUAUCCCAACCUAUUUCAACCAUCGCCAACUCAAUCACCACAUCUUCAUCAAUCCCAUCCUUUCUCCUGCCAUUCCUCCAUCUUCAGUCGCGAAAUGCGUCCAUCCUAGGAUCUCUCUCCGAUCGACCCGGCGCAUAUAGUCGAAAGAUCCGACGUGGAAGAGGUCCCUCCUCGGGCAAAGGUGGAAAGUCUGGUCGUGGUUCCGAUGGUCAGAAACAGCAUGGAGGAGUUCCAGGGGGUUUCAAUGGUGGUCAAACUCCCGAUCAUAUCGUCCAUGGUAAAUAUGGUUUCAAGAACUUACAUGCUGUUGAAAUGUCCCCCAUAAAUCUCGAUCGGAUACAGGAAUGGAUUGAUCAGGGUCGUCUCGACGCUGCCAAACCCAUCACUUUAGCUGAGCUGUCUAAAAGCCGUGCCGUCCACAGUAUAAAAGAUGGCAUCAAACUCCUUGCCAACGGAGCAUCCACCCUGAAACAACCCAUCCACAUUGUUGUCUCUAGAGCUUCUCAAACCGCCAUCGCCGCAGUCGAAGCUUUGGGCGGAACAGUCACCACCCGUUUCUAUACGCCCUUGGCCAUGCUACGAAUCCGAAAGGGAGAAAUGCACCCAUAUGUCAGCAUGAAAUGGGAUCAGACAGGAAUCAACCGACCCGCUUUGAUGGUCGAGGGUGCAGAUCAACUCGAAUCUCGAGUCAAAGCCAUGGGCUAUGAAUAUCGUUUGCCGGACCCUUCAGGGAGAAAGGAUAUCGAAUACUACCGUGACCCCAAGAACAGAGGUUACCUGGCUCAUACCUUGGAGGAAGGAGAAAACCCAAGCUUGUACUGGAAACGCGUCCUCAGCCCCGAGCAGGUCAAAGUCCUAUUGCACAAGAAACAGCGUGGUACCGCUGCCAAACCAGGUAUCGAUUUGGAAAAUAAACUGUGGUAG
This is a messenger RNA of Exophiala bonariae, 948 nucleotides long. RefSeq lists its product as uncharacterized. The coding region runs from base 1 to 948 and encodes 315 amino acids. The transcript is spliced from 2 exons. Lineage: Eukaryota; Fungi; Ascomycota; Eurotiomycetes; Chaetothyriales; Herpotrichiellaceae. Gene Ontology annotation, molecular function: structural constituent of ribosome. The record is from RefSeq and is a predicted model, not a curated record. Gene Ontology annotation, cellular component: mitochondrial large ribosomal subunit. Gene Ontology annotation, biological process: translation.